AUAAUCAGUCAUUCUGUCACUGUGAGACAGCUUGGUAAUCCCUCACUAUAACAGCCAAUGAAAACCCUCGUUACAAAUGAAAAUCGUUCGAUGUAAAUACAAAUGGCCACCUAGAAAAGGUAGUGGAAAGAAGCUGACGUUCAACCAGUACGGAUUAUUUAUACAGUGGAGUGGCCAAAAGUGUUACUGGCCUAAUGAACAUCGCAGCUAAAACCGAGGACGAGCAAUCAGAGCUGCUAUUUGUUAACUUCAAUCAGGAUUGCACAUCAUUGGCUAUUGGAACGAGGACCGGAUACAAGUUGUUUUCCCUUAGCUCGGUUGAUAAAUUGGAACAAAUUUAUGAAAAUGAAAAUGAAGAUAUAUGUAUAGUAGAAAGACUGUUCUCUAGUAGCUUGGUAGCAAUAGUAAGCUUGUCAUCACCACGGAAACUAAAAGUAUGUCACUUCAAAAAAGGCACAGAAAUAUGCAAUUACAGCUAUUCCAAUUCUAUACUGGCUGUAAGACUAAAUCGACAGAGACUCAUCGUUUGUCUGGAGGAGAGUUUGUACAUUCACAAUAUUCGCGACAUGAAAGUUCUUCACACAAUACGUGACACCCCCCCAAAUCGAAAUGGACUUUGUGCAUUAUCUAUAAACAAUGACAAUUGUUUCUUAGCCUACCCCGGUAGUAAUCAAAUAGGAGAAGUUCAAAUAUUUGAUACAAUGAAUCUAAGAGCAGUUAUAAUGAUACCAGCACAUGAUAAUCCGUUGGCGGCACUGGCAUUCAAUAACCAAGGCACUAAAAUAGCAACAGCGUCAGAAAAGGGUACUGUGAUACGAGUGUUCUCUGUGCCAGAAGGACAGAAGUUAUUUGAAUUUAGGAGAGGAGUGAAAAGAUGUGCAAGCAUCCAUUCAUUAGCCUUCAGCAUAGACUCCAUGUUCUUGUCAGCAUCCAGCAAUACUGAAACUGUUCAUGUCUUCAAACUUGAGAUUCCAAAAGACAGACCACAAGAAGAACCACAGACAUGGGUGGGAUACUUUGGCCAGGCUUUGAAAUCCUCCGCAACAUACUUACCAUCACAGGUCACAGAGAUGUUUAACCAGGGGCGAGCAUUCGCCACAUCCCGACUUCCAACGUCAGGGCUCCGUAAUGUGUGUGCACUGACUGUUAUACAAAAAGUACCACGCUUGUUGGUAGCUUCACAAGAUGGCUACCUCCACAUCUACAACUUGGACCCCAAUGAAGGAGGAGAAUGCAUGUUACUGCGACAACACAGGUUGGAUGGGAAGCUUGGGGAAGUUCCUGGUGAGAUGACUCCCCAUGACAAACCUCUAACCGCCGCUGGGACAAGCUACGCAUCCACAGUUCGACGACCAGACCCUAGUCCCCCGGGAACGGCUACACCCGUACCACCAGGUAAGCCCUCGGGGACCGACGCCCUCCUCCCACAAUCUCCCACCACAUACUCACCUGUGGCCCACAGCCCAAGGAGCAGCUAUGCCAACAUGGUGAAGAGGAUGGGAGGGCCACAGGAAGUUGAGGUGGGGUUGGACGAUGAGCAGGAUCCCAUGGAUCUUAUUGAUGAAAUUCUCAAUGGUGCAGAGUCACAGCCCUAUCAGGAGGUAGAACAAGGUGCUAUGGGUGGUGAUGGCUCCCCGGGUCUUGGUCAACUUCGGCUGGAUGAUGACAACGAGUUCCCACCAAUGACACAUAAGAAUGACUGAACCUGCUUCUUUGCUGGUGCACCAUUAAAACUACGAGCCACGGAAAAGGAAUCUUAGCAUAUAUUUAGUUCAGCCACUGCCAAGCUUAUGAAUGCAGAACUAAAUGAUCUCUGGUAGAAGUCAGAAACCCCAGCAUAAUUUAUACUGGUGAUUUUGUGGAGGGAAGGGGGAUAUUAACUAACUGAAAAAAAAACCAUUUAAGAGGGAAAAAAAUAUGAAAAUGGUACAAAAAAGAUUUAUUACCAGCACAUCCUUCUUUAUUAUAACAAUUUUUUAAAUCAUGAAAAUGUUCAUUUUACAACUGUACAGUGUUUAUGUGUAGAAGGAAUGGUGAUUAAUAAAUUUACUAGCUACAACAUUCCCAGCCUUGUCCAGAGGGAAGCCGGAUAAGCACUUCUUCAUCUGUUGUUGUCUUACAAUCUUUUCACAGUGUUCAACAGCAUUGAUUUUUUUUCAUAACAAUCUUCUCUCUUUAUUUGAAACGACACAGUAUCUAUAUUCAGAGAACAAGAUUGCUUGGAUGAUAUUUGGAAAGUUACAGCAAAUAUAAGGCUAUUGACAUAUCAAAUAGUAAGUUACUUUGACUGACUUAAACUGAUAGUCGCAUCUGCAAAUUUUGAAUUCAGCUGGCUUGAAAGUUCCAUCAAAAUAAGUCCAUUAGCUUUGUUGGUAUUUUUGUAUAUAAACUUAUGUCUUCUAAUUAAUUUUAUCAAAUACAUGCAUGUUAAAGUGAUUGUGGUUUAAAUAAAUUUUGUGAAAUAUGUGAAAUAGUCUAAAUGUAAAAUGCUAUAAAAAGUUAUUGUGAUUUGAGCUGAGGUCUGGCUCUCUGUCUUCCUACUUGUAAUAGUUAAGCACCACAAAUGCACCAACUAUCUGCUCUUUAAAUUAUAUCAACCAAAAAUUUCCUCAUCAAUGAUUUUAUUUGUUUCCCAUAAUGAUCACUGUACUUGUGAUAUGUGCUCGAGCUGUUUGCCCCUGCUACAAGUGUGUUAUUGUCCCCUGUGUCAAAUACUCUGCUAUGCAGCACUGUUGUUGAUAGUGUUAAUUGUAGGAAGUACUAUUUUAAUAGACAGUACUUCUAUUUUCUUAUUGAUAAAUUGUUGUACGAAAUAAGUAACCAACAUUUAUGUGUAUAUAAAAAAAAAACAAAAAAACUUAACAACAAACUUUCUGGCGCUUUCACAUCUCUUGCUACUCUUCAGGAAAGUUUAUUUUUGAAAGGACAACUUGACAUCACAAAUAACGUGACAUCACAAUGUACAUUUGUUCACAAAACAAGUUUAUAAAGUUGUGCUAUCGAUGGAAGCCAACAUACUUGCUAUUUCGUCGUCUGUAUCCAUUGUGAUAUAUAAAAACUUGUCCAUUCUAAUGUCGUCGUAACCUCCACAUGUAUUUAUAUAUAUAGGAUAUAGUCUAGUCUAGUGAUCCUCAUUCAGUUAAACAUUGAAAAAAAAAUAAUAAAAUGGUAUUAUUUUCAGAUAUGAAAUGAUAAAGAAUGUAAGAAUAUCUCCUUGAAUACAGGUAAACUCUAUAGGAUAUACAGACAGCUACAGUUGUUACAGUAGACUUAUGGGGAAGCCAAGGAACUUCAGUGGUUGAUGCUAAUGGCAAAACUUAAUGUGAUAUAUGAUGAUUUCAGUUAGAGGGAUAGAGGAAAAGUAGACAGCAUGCUUGUGCAAGGUUGGGAGGUGGAUAGGAAAACAUGCCUCAUUAUAUACCAUAGAAAUAUAAUGUUCAGGGUAAGGCUAUCUAAUUUGUAAAAUGAUUUAUAGCAUAACUUUGGAUUGGAGGUUAGUAGUCACCUUAUACCUUGUCUACUGGUAUGAAAAUCUGUUGUUUAAUGCAUCAUUUCUGACAAGUCUUCAGAACCUUUGUACUAGAUUUCCAUGUUAUUUGUGACAUAGAAAUCAUCGAGUCACUGACAAACUUAUGCUUGACGAGAAUGUAAAUAACGACAAAAAAGAGACGUAUUUUACUUAAGUAAUGACUCAACCCUGGAGAGAAACCUUGUUCAAAUGUUACCACAGAAAUGUUCAGUCUAUCAGCAAUAUUGGGUAGGAUGUGUGCCCUGUCAUUAGUAAUACAGGUAAGGAGCAUGCAGACUUCAGUAUAGAUUACGUAUGUUACAGUUAUAGGAUGUAGACGUAAGACUCCUGUGUAAUUAGUACACUGUUAUAUUGUUUUUGGUGCAAUUGACUAAGAGGACAGUUUCUAGUCAAGUUUUCCAGGUAGACAAAACAAAAACAACAACUGGUCAGUCAUUAGGACAUCUGUAAUAAAUUUUAUUCUUGUGUGAAAUCAAUAUGGUCAAUAAUCAAUAACAUAAAUAAUAUACUUUUGUAUUUUUUUUCUAAUUCAUCUCGUUCUGUAUUGAUGUAUCUGUUAACUUUGAUUAUAGAUUUUGUGAUAAACUUGGCUAUGUGAGGAUGGAUGGGUGACGAUUAAAUGUGUAUACUUUUGACUGCUCAUUUUGUUAAUGGAUGCGUACGUGACACUCCAAAACUGCUUCCUGCGUACCAGCAGGAACCGGUAUCGUUACCGGGACAAUAUGUCGGAUGUAAUCAAUGUUUAGUCAUGGUUAUGAUUAAAACAUCAUAUUUAAAGAGACUAACACCUGUGAUUAUACAGGGCUGUAGUACAUCUUUGUGAGGAAGUAUUAUUUCAAAGAAUGUUAAUAAAUAUUUCUUAUGACGCCAUUAA
Messenger RNA from Pecten maximus, 4403 nucleotides. RefSeq names its product WD repeat domain phosphoinositide-interacting protein 2-like. Gene Ontology annotation, molecular function: phosphatidylinositol-3,5-bisphosphate binding; protein binding; phosphatidylinositol-3-phosphate binding. The record is from RefSeq and is a predicted model, not a curated record. Gene Ontology annotation, cellular component: cytosol; extrinsic component of membrane; phagophore assembly site membrane. Lineage: Eukaryota; Metazoa; Mollusca; Bivalvia; Pectinida; Pectinidae. The transcript has 11 exons. Gene Ontology annotation, biological process: protein localization to phagophore assembly site; nucleophagy; autophagy of mitochondrion. Bases 195 to 1703 code for a protein of 502 amino acids.